Prinia subflava (tawny-flanked prinia) is the source of this 2612-nucleotide messenger RNA. It is a transcript of the gene KLHL3, whose product is annotated as kelch like family member 3. The coding region runs from base 246 to 2006 and encodes 586 amino acids. The record is from RefSeq and is a predicted model, not a curated record. The transcript has 15 exons. Gene Ontology annotation, molecular function: protein binding. NCBI's taxonomy places the organism in Eukaryota, Metazoa, Chordata, Aves, Passeriformes, Cisticolidae.
GCGGUGCCGGCGGGGCUGUGCCGGGGUGCGAGGGCGCUCUGGGGCGGCGCUGCCGUUGCCCGGAGACGCUCGCAAGCCCCGCCGGGGAGGGGAGGGGGCUGCGCGGCGGCGGCGGCAGUCGGUGCGGCGGGGCGCGCCCGGCACGCAGCGCUCCGCUCCCGCAGGAAGCGGCCCGCGGCGGGGGCGGCCGCUCGCAGCCAUGCCGGGCCCGGGGCGCUGAGCCGGCCCCGCCGCCGCCCCGCACCAUGGAGGAGGAGAGCAUUAAGCAGAGUUCCCGUUCCUCUGAGGCAGCUGAAGAUGAAAAGGACCAGCGUACAGUGACAGUCAACCCCUCUCACAUGAGAAGGGCUUUCAAGGUCAUGAAUGAAUUACGAAGCAAGCGGCUCCUGUGUGAUGUGGUGAUUGUGGCCGAGACCGUGGAGAUGGAAGCUCACCGGGUGGUGCUGGCAGCCUGCAGCCCUUAUUUUUGUGCCAUGUUUACAGGAGACAUGUCUGAAAGCAAGGCCAAGAAGAUUGAGAUAAAAGACGUUGAUGGGCAGACCCUGAGGAAGCUGAUUGAUUACAUCUACACCGCUGAGAUCGAGGUCACGGAGGAGAACGUGCAGGUUUUGUUGCCAGCUGCUAGUUUAUUGCAACUGAUGGAUGUUAGGAAAAACUGCUGUGACUUCCUGCAGUCCCAGCUGCAUCCCACCAACUGCCUUGGCAUCCGCGCCUUCGCCGACGUGCACGCCUGCAGCGAGCUGCUGCAGCAGGCCAACGCCUACGCAGAGCAGCACUUCCCUGAGGUGAUGCUAGGAGAAGAAUUCCUUAGCCUUAGUCUGGACCAGGUUUGCAGUUUAAUAUCAAGUGACAAGCUCACAGUCUCCUCUGAAGAAAAGGUCUUUGAAGCAGUUAUCUCUUGGAUAAAUUACGAGAAGGAAUCUCGCUUAGAGCACAUGGCUAAGCUGAUGGAGCAUGUUCGCCUGCCCCUUUUGCCCAGAGAUUACCUGGUACAGACAGUGGAAGAGGAGGCUUUAAUCAAGAAUAACAACACCUGUAAAGACUUUCUUAUCGAAGCCAUGAAAUAUCAUUUGCUUCCUCUGGAUCAAAGACAACUAAUAAAGAAUCCCAGGACAAAGCCAAGGACUCCCGUUAGCUUGCCAAAGGUGAUGAUUGUGGUGGGUGGGCAGGCGCCCAAAGCCAUUCGCAGUGUGGAGUGCUAUGACUUUGAGGAGGAGCGGUGGGAUCAGGUUGCUGAGCUUCCCUCACGGAGAUGCAGAGCAGGCGUGGUGUUCAUGGCUGGCAAUGUCUAUGCCGUGGGGGGUUUCAAUGGCUCUCUGCGGGUGCGCACGGUGGACGUGUACGACGGCGCUAAGGACCAGUGGACGUCCAUCGCCAGCAUGCAGGAGCGGCGCAGCACGCUGGGCGCCGCCGUGCUCAACGACCUGCUCUACGCCGUGGGCGGCUUCGACGGCAGCACGGGUCUGGCAUCAGUUGAGGCCUAUAGCUAUAAAACCAAUGAGUGGUUUUUUGUGGCUCCCAUGAACACAAGAAGAAGCAGUGUUGGAGUUGGAGUUGUGGAGGGGAAGCUGUACGCCGUGGGGGGCUACGACGGCGCCUCGCGGCAGUGCCUGAGCACGGUGGAGCAGUACAACCCCGCCACCAACGAGUGGACAUACGUGGCUGACAUGAGCACGCGGCGCAGCGGGGCAGGGGUCGGCGUGCUCAGCGGGCUGCUCUACGCCACCGGCGGCCACGACGGGCCCCUGGUGAGGAAGAGUGUGGAAGUCUACGACCCAGGGACAAACACCUGGAAGCAAGUAGCAGACAUGAACAUGUGUAGAAGAAAUGCAGGUGUGUGUGCGGUGAAUGGUCUCCUCUACGUGGUGGGAGGCGAUGAUGGCUCCUGCAAUUUGGCCUCGGUGGAGUACUACAACCCCAGCACAGACAAGUGGACCUUGUUGCCAACCAGCAUGAGCACAGGGAGGAGUUAUGCAGGUGUGGCUGUGAUUCACAAACCCUUGUGACACACGAUCAAGCCAAUGUGAGGAGCAGAAGUGAAGUGGAUCCAGCCAGGUGGCGUUGGGAAGAUGACUGACCUCUGACUUGACCCAUCUCAUUGCUGUUAAUGUCUUAGCAUGACAAGUGAUACGUUGCAAGCAUCAUCCACUCUGCAGUGGAUUGCAUAGCCAAGUGAAAAUCCCUCUGGGGACGUGUUCCAUGCUAGACACGAGGUGUUGCUUGUUCUCUGUGGUGCAAUCAACUGUUCUUCUCGAUGGCAUGUGUCCUGAGAUAAACACUGUGCUUGGACUGCAGGCACGGGAUUUCUGGUGUGAAACAAAACUGCUGUGUUUGGGCAUGUGAGUAAAAAUGAACGUUUCUGGAUUUCUUCCCUACUGAUGCUCCGUGCACAUCGUUGGUCGAACUACUUACUCACUGUGCCUGGAGGGUGGACUUUAAUAUUGGCAGUGGAAACUUCUGAGUUCCAGCAGAGAAAAACAGCAGAAAUGGACUGGAACAGGGUGGUCUGGCUCGAGUGUGACGCUGUCUCAGUCAUGCGUUUGUACAUGCCACUGGACUGCUGUAUGUACCCCUGAAAUGCUUGUGGAAAUAAACACCAUGUGGUUUUUCUA